UUGCCUCAGAAAUUUGUGUUAUUCAUCUGCACACGACGGUCAAGUUAAGUUUAACAAUUCAACUGCAUCACGUACCCAAGGCAAUUCACACUUCGCCACACGAUGGCUCGUCAUAUCAUUUUUGUUACCGCAGUCUUGUGUCUAACAGCACUGACUGUUUCUGCAUCUGAUGAUGAAUUACCUCCAAAUCCUCCCCCAGGCGUCCCGCACAUACCGAUGGAUGAUGCUUGUUUGCGAUGCAUUUGCGAAGCCGUUGGUCAGUGUAGACCAAACACAAAGUGUAACGGAGAAGUAUGCGGUAUGUACGGUAUAACGAAGAGAUAUUGGAAAGAUUCAGGCAGACAUGUUGUAUCAGGAAGUAAACCAUCCGACAAAGACGCCUACCAGAAAUGUGCCAUAAACGCUUAUUGUGCCAAAAGAUCAAUAUUCACUUACAUGAGCAAAUACUAUGAGGACUGUAACGAAGACGGAAAGGUUGAUUGCUACGAUUACGCAUCCAUUCACAAGCUCGGAGCUUUUGCGUGCCACGGAAAGCUGCCCGACGAAUUCAUAGAACGAUUCGUGCGUUGCUUUGACCAUAGUUAAAAUGUUUAAGAAUAAACUAGCAUCACAGUCUUAGACACUAUACCCGACAAUCCCCAGUCCUUGUCAUAUUAUGCUCAACAGUGAUAAUCUAAGCAUUAAUGGGACAAAACUCAACCUAGGUAUAGUUUGAAAUACACUACCUAUCUUUAGUUUUCUUGUAAAAUGUAUUUAUUUACUAUUAAAAAGUUGAAUUGUAUAUUAUUAAAAAUAAUUGAAUUUAAUCA
This is a messenger RNA of Aphis gossypii (cotton aphid), 809 nucleotides long. RefSeq names its product invertebrate-type lysozyme 6-like. Gene Ontology annotation, molecular function: lysozyme activity. The coding region runs from base 103 to 585 and encodes 160 amino acids. The record is from RefSeq and is a predicted model, not a curated record. Lineage: Eukaryota; Metazoa; Arthropoda; Insecta; Hemiptera; Aphididae. The transcript has 4 exons.